ACUUCGUGAUUUGUUAACACGAAAUCAAUAGUCCUUGAAUUCUCUUGUUGCAUUGGAUUGGACUCGCAAAAAAGUUUACUGGAAAAGGCUAUGAAAAUGUCAAAAAGAGCUUGUAUGAACUGUCCUGUAUGCAAUAUAAACCUUCCAAUUGAGAAAAUAUCUUCUCAUGUAAAUGGACAUUUUGAGGAGGGCGUGGCAGGCCCAUCAAAGAAAACUUGCGAAUACGCUGGAUGUUCUGCUGUUAUUUCAACUGAAGCAUACCAUGAUCAUCUUUUGGCCCAUACAUUGUCAAAUAUUGAAGAUGGACCGUCGACCGCUUCUAAUAAUCUCAAUGACAGUUUGUUGGCUAAAGUAAGUCAAGAGGAAGAAGAUGGUAGCAUAAGAAAUGGUUUAAACAGCUUAGAGAGUGAUGGGUUGUUGGCUCAAAGACUACAAUAUGUUGAGCGAAAGAAGAAAGAAGAAAAGGAAUUCAAAAAGUUGCAGGAAAUGUAUGGCAUGGAUAAUAAGGGAAGUUAUUCAAAACAAUUUGAGAAGAAAAUGGAUCGGCAAGUUGGCAGAAAUGUUUCUGUAACUGAUUAUUUUACUCGGAAAGCUAAUAUGCACAGUGAGAUGAUGCUUGGAGUUGAUAGCUAUGAAACAAGAACACAAGGAAUAAUCGAGGCAUUAAAACACCAAAACAUUAGUGGAAAUAUAAAAUCGCGUUGUUUGUGUAACAGUACAGACCAUUUCUCAGCUGCUGUCGGUGAUUCUGGAUGGGGUUGUGGUUACAGAAAUCUACAAAUGUUGUUGUCUGCAAUUUCUAAGAAUGAAUUGUAUGGUAACAAAUUGAAGGAGAAAUUUAAGGAUGAUGAAAUUCCAUCAGUAACAAAACUACAAGCGCUAAUUGAAGAGGCUUGGAAGGAUGGCUUUGACAAAGCCGGUUGUGAACAGCUUGGUGGAAAAUUGCAAGGUACAAGAAAAUGGAUAGGGACGACUGAAGUUGUAGCUCUUCUUCGUUGGGCAAAAAUAAACGCAAGAAUUGUUGAUUUUCAUAAACCGACUUCAUUAGAAAAUACACAUGUUAGGCUGUUUGAAUGGUUGGAAUCUUAUUUCAAGCAACGGAAUAAUGAAACAACUCUCCCACCGUUUCCACUGUACUUGCAGCAUCAAGGACAUAGUCGUCUGUGUAUUGGAUGCGAGGAAGUAGAUAAAGCUGACUUCAAAACACAACUUCUACUUUUUGAUCCUGGACAUAAAUAUCACGCUAUGAGGGCGUUGCUCGCAAACCUGAAUGAUCAUAGUAAAAUACCACAGUUGAGAAUGUUGCGUAAAACUUUAAAACAAAUGAAAUCUAAACAGUUUCAAAUCAUAUUCAUUGAUGGAUUUUAUGAAACAGAAGCGGAAGUUGAGGCAGGUAAAGUCAUUCGUUCUAUCCGCAUUCCAUGAAUGACGUCAGAGCUGAUGUUGAAUAAGAAGUUGGUGGUUUUGUUCGAUUUUUUUGGUUGUGUUUGGUUGGAAUUGUUGAUAAAGAUAUUUUUAGCUACACUUAUCAUGACAGUAAGUUGCUAUGAACAGAUACGAUCUACAGUGGAUUUGGUAUUUUUUUAUCAAAAUUAAAAAAUUGAAUUUUUGAAACUCGUUACAAACUUUAUGUGAAAAAAAAUAGAUAGAUAUUUUAUUGUAAUUAAUGUAAAUAUAUAUAAAAAAAUUGAACAAUAUAGAUGAGUCUGUUGCUGCAUGCAACACGAAAUUUCUAUAUCCCAACAGGA
Messenger RNA from Hydractinia symbiolongicarpus, 1748 nucleotides. Its product is annotated as zinc finger-containing ubiquitin peptidase 1-like. The record is from RefSeq and is a predicted model, not a curated record. The transcript has 10 exons. Lineage: Eukaryota; Metazoa; Cnidaria; Hydrozoa; Anthoathecata; Hydractiniidae. The coding region runs from base 91 to 1425 and encodes 444 amino acids.